Messenger RNA from Symbiodinium natans, 327 nucleotides. The record is from the annotation of a GenBank genome assembly. Lineage: Eukaryota; Dinophyceae; Suessiales; Symbiodiniaceae.
AUGUUGCUGGACAACCGCAGCAGGAUUCCGUGUUGGUACAACCGAUUGGAGGAACAGAGCAUUGACGCGCCCGAUGAGGAGGCCACGGAAGCGUCCUGCAGCGCGGCCAACACCUCCACUUGCAUCUUCUCCAAGACGUCUCAGGUGCGGUACACCCUGCGCUUGGAAGCAGAGCCCUGCACGCAGCGUCCAGAGAAAGGGAGUGUCGCUGUCUCGGUGCUCUUGGGCGGGCUGCUGCUUGGCUUCGCAGCUUGUGGCUUUGCGUGCGCUCUGCGCGCCAGGCGGGAGCUCCUCACGGACUUCGAGGACGAGUUCACGGAGCACUGA